Molecule: messenger RNA, 1555 nt
Organism: Pygocentrus nattereri (red-bellied piranha)
Lineage: Eukaryota; Metazoa; Chordata; Actinopteri; Characiformes; Serrasalmidae
Gene: otc
Product: ornithine transcarbamylase
Exons: 10
Coding region: 228-1286 (352 amino acids)
Biological process (GO): L-citrulline biosynthetic process
Cellular component (GO): mitochondrion
Molecular function (GO): amino acid binding; ornithine carbamoyltransferase activity
Source: RefSeq, a predicted model, not a curated record
UACCUGCCUUCGGCUCUGCAGUCACCCUUCUCUCAUGAUUCAGGCUUUGUACGUGGAGAGUUUAACAGUGAACCACUGGCGUGUUUUGGGUAGAAAAUAAGCUCGAGUUGUCGAAGAGCCCCGCCUCUGGCUGACGACAUUCCACGUGGAGAACAAGGCGAUAGAAAUCUGUGUGGAGAGUUUUGAUUUUGCCCACUCUGUACCAUAGACUUUGAGUCACUAGCACCAUGUUCACUCUAAGGAAUACAUUUCGAUACAGCCUUAAAACAGUCCAGUAUAAGCAAUUGAAGAAUUUUAGGGUGGGUAGAGGUUGUUUAGGGUCUGUCAAUUUGAAGGGGCGCAGUUUUCUGACGCUGAAAGAUUUCAAACCAGACGAGAUCAGUCACAUCCUGUGGGUGUCUGCGGACUUGAAACACCGAAUCAAGCACCAGGGAGAAUAUCUCCCCCUUCUUCAAGGUAAAUCUAUCGCCAUGAUAUUUGAGAAGAGGAGCACAAGGACUCGCAUAUCCACUGAAACAGGGUUCUCUUUGUUGGGAGGACAUCCAUGUUUUCUGACCCCUCAGGACAUUCACCUAGGAAUCAAUGAGAGCACAAAAGACACAGCUAGAGUGCUCUCUGGUCUGACUGAUCUCGUGUUAGCCCGGGUGUACAAUCACUCUCUUCUGGAAGAGCUGGAAAAGGAAGCAUCUAUACCAAUCAUCAAUGGCCUAUCUGAGCUUUACCACCCUAUACAGAUACUGGCUGACCUGCUUACACUAAAUGAGCACUAUGGCUCUUUGAAGGGCCUCACAGUGGCUUGGAUAGGUGAUGGCAACAACAUACUUCACUCCCUCAUGAUGUCACUGCCCAAGCUGGGUGUCAAUCUGAGAAUAGCCACACCCAAGGGUUAUGAACCAGAUGCCACCAUCACUUGGGAGGCACAGCAUCUCUUCAAGCAGUUUGGUACAGAUAUGCAGAUGUUCUCAGAGCCUUUGGAGGCAGCCCAGGGCAGUAAUGUGCUGGUGACGGACACAUGGGUCAGCAUGGGCCAGGAGGAGGACAAGAAGAAGAGGAUUAAGGAUUUCCAAGGCUACCAGAUCACUAUGCAGACAGCAAGUGUGGCUGCUUCAGAUUGGACUUUCCUGCACUGUCUUCCACGGAAAUCAGAGGAAGUGAAUGAUGAGGUUUUCUACUCACCACGCUCUCUGGUGUUCACAGAGGCUGAGAACCGCAAAUGGACAAUCAUGGGGCUGAUGGUGUGUAUCUUGACUGAUUACAGACCUCAAAUCCCCCAACUAAAACUGUAACAUUUCAGAACAUAGCUGAGCUUUAGAACAUGCAUGGAAUUUUAAGACCUUUAUUAGCGUCUGGAAUCAUUAACAAAAAUUCAAUUUCAGGAGUUCUCCCAGAAUUCAGAAACUCUUGUUAAAAUAACUAUUCUAAUUUACCUUAUACUUUGCUUAAAAAACAACAACAAAAAAAACAGUGGCAUGUUUGCAGUAUGUUUUGAAUUUGAGUUGUGUUUUGUGUCAGUAUUUAAGGCUGCAUAUCCAAAAUAAAAUGUUCGGUCUUCAUG